AUGAAAUGUGAUAAUGCUAUUGGAAUUGAAGCUCGAAAUGCAUCCAUAGAGAUCACAUACGUUGACAAUGUGCUAUGCUAUCUCAAGGAUAUUUGCAUGAAAGUGAUGGAAAAAAUAGACAAAGUAGUGUUUGAAUCGAAUGUUGACAUCACGUUCAGGGAAAGGUUCAAACAAUUUGUUAUGUGCGAAUGA
Molecule: messenger RNA, 192 nt
Organism: Clunio marinus
Lineage: Eukaryota; Metazoa; Arthropoda; Insecta; Diptera; Chironomidae
Source: the annotation of a GenBank genome assembly